AUGUCUGGGAUUCCGCCAGAUUCAUGGCAGCCGCCAAUUGUGACUUUGGAAACCACGAUGGGAAGUAUCACAUUGGAGUUGUACUGGGACCAUGCCCCAAAUACCUGCAAGAACUUUGCUGAACUGUCCAGGAGAGGAUACUAUAAUGGCACAAAAUUUCAUAGAAUAAUUAAAGACUUCAUGGUUCAAGGUGGCGAUCCAACGGGAACAGGUCGGGGAGGUGCCUCUAUAUUUGGCAAACAGUUUGAAGAUGAAUUGCAUUCUGAGCUCAAAUUUACUGGCGCUGGUAUCCUGGCAAUGGCUAAUGCAGGUCCGCAUACAAAUGGAAGUCAGUUCUUUCUGUCUUUGGCCCCGACUCAGUGGCUUGACGGGAAGCACACAAUUUUUGGCCGUGUGUGUCAGGGGAUGGGAGUUCUGAACCGCAUUGGAAUGGUGGAGACCAACAGCCAAGACCGACCGAUGGAUGAUAUCCAAAUACUUAGAGCUGCUGUAUCCUCUUAA
Knipowitschia caucasica is the source of this 501-nucleotide messenger RNA. NCBI's taxonomy places the organism in Eukaryota, Metazoa, Chordata, Actinopteri, Gobiiformes, Gobiidae. The record is from the annotation of a GenBank genome assembly.